Messenger RNA from Aspergillus saccharolyticus JOP 1030-1, 789 nucleotides. RefSeq lists its product as uncharacterized. The coding region runs from base 103 to 720 and encodes 205 amino acids. NCBI's taxonomy places the organism in Eukaryota, Fungi, Ascomycota, Eurotiomycetes, Eurotiales, Aspergillaceae. The transcript is spliced from 3 exons. The record is from RefSeq and is a predicted model, not a curated record.
CACUUCCAAAUCAGCCAGCAUUCUUACUCUCACUAGCUAUACUUGCAUUCCAAGACAUCCUUAAAGAUCCAGUUGCAGUUGCCAGACUAGACCGUCUUCACAAUGCAUCUCAUCUCCCAGUCCGCUCUUCUCUUUGUCCUCGCCUCCGCCGUCUCCGGUGCUCCUCUGGCGGUUCGCACCGACAACGAAGUCUCAAUCACCUUCAUCGGCGCAGCCAAUGCUCAAUUCACUCAGAGCUUCCCUACCGAUGGCUCCACUGUCGCUAUCACCAAUCCCCUCAGCAUCUCCCACAUCGCCUCCAGCACAGCCGGCGUCACCUGCACCUUCGCGGGCAUCGACCACUCCACCACGACCGUCUCCGGCGCCGUGACCGUGGAUGUCGGUCCCCCUCAGACCCAGAUUCAGGGAUCCUGCACGGCGGCGGGCUCCCCGGCGCCGCCGCCCUCGACCCCGAGCACCCCCUCCUCCGGAGGCCAGGGAUCCGUUGCCAUCACCUUCCAAGGAGCUGCCAACGCCCAAUUCACCCAGUCGUUCCCGCUCGACGGCACCUCGACGGUCAUUACCAACCCCCUCAGCAUCUCGCACAUCGUCUCCAGCACUGGCAACGUCCGCUGCACGUUCAACGGCAUUGACCACAGCGUCACGACCGUCUCGGGGGUCCAGACGGUUGAUGUCGGUCCGCCCCAGACUCAGGUGAAUGGAGCUUGCACUGCUGCUUAGACGGAAAUCGAGGCGGUGGUGGUGGAAUGAAGAAGGACGUCUGCGGACCAAGGUGGGAGCGGUGUUGGG